AUGGAUCCAUCUGCAUUUUCAAAUGAAUUUAUUGGUUAUGAACCAUCUAAUUUAAUUUCAAAUUAUUUAUCUAAAGGAAAAUAUAAUAAAAAAACAAAUUUAAAAUUUCUUGAAAAUGAUCAAAAUGAAUUAGAUAAAAAAUCAUUUUUAUUAUUUAUAGAAAAUUUAUCAUUAUUUAGUUGUUAUUAUGGAAUAUUACCAGAUCAAUUAACAGAAAUAUAUUUAUUAACAUAUUAUUUGAUUUUUUUUAUAUAA
This is a messenger RNA of Rotaria sp. Silwood1, 255 nucleotides long. Lineage: Eukaryota; Metazoa; Rotifera; Eurotatoria; Philodinida; Philodinidae. The record is from the annotation of a GenBank genome assembly.